UCCGUCGCGGGGCUCUGGGAGCAUGGACCGCGCCGCGCUGCUGCUGCCGCUGCUGCUGGGGCGGCCGCUCCUGGGCGCGCCGGGGCAGGGCGAGCGCACCUGGUCCCGCUUCGCGCGGCUGCCCUACCCGCAGGACCAGCUCUUCCUCCACGACACCUUCCCCGACGGCUUCCUCUGGGGCGCGGGCAGCGCCGCCUACCAGACGGAGGGCGGCUGGCGGCAGGGCGGCAAGGGCGCGUCGGUGUGGGACGCCUUUUCCCACCGCCCCGCCGGGGGCGAUGCUGGGGGCCCGGCGGGCGGCGACGUGGCCAGCGACAGCUACAACAACCUCUACCGCGACGUCGAGGGGCUGCGGCUCCUCGGGGUCUCCCACUACCGCUUCUCGCUCUCCUGGGCUCGCCUGAUGCCCAAUGGCACGGUGCCCGUCAACCCUGCCGGGCUCGCCCACUACCAUCGGCUGCUGGAGCACCUGCGGGAGCUGGACAUCGAGCCCGUCGUCACCCUCUACCACUGGGACCUGCCGCAGGCUCUGCAGGAUGCCUUCGGUGGAUGGACCAGCCCUGUCCUGCCCCAGCUCUUCAGCGACUAUGCCGAGCUCUGCUUCCGGCAUUUUGGUGGUCGGGUGCGCUACUGGUUGACCAUGGACAACCCCUACGUGGUGGCCUGGCAUGGCUAUGGCACGGGGCGGCUGCCGCCCGGCGUGCAAGGAGGCCCACGUCUUGGCUACCGGGCGGCUCACCACCUGCUCCAGGCCCACGCAAAAGUCUGGCAUCUCUACAACGAACAUUUUCGUCCAACUCAAAGAGGAAAAGUGUCCAUUGCCCUCAGUUCCCACUGGAUAAAACCUCAACAUAUGACUGAAAAAAACAUAAAAGAAUGUCAAAAAUCCCUUGAUUUUGUGCUCGGCUGGUUUGCUAAGCCCAUAUUUAUCGAUGGCGACUAUCCAGAGAGCAUGAGGAGCAACCUCUCAUCUCUGUUGCCUGAAUUCACAGAAGUUGAGAAGAUUUAUAUCAAGGGAACAGCAGACUUUUUUGCUCUUUCUUUUGGAGCUACCCUGAGUUUCCAGCUUUUGGACUCCUACAUGAAAUUCCAGCAGUUGGAAUCAAUAAGCCUAAGGCAACUCCUUUACUGGAUAAGCAGUGAAUAUAACAACCCCGAAAUAUUCAUUGUGGAGAACAGCUGGUUUGUUUCUGGUAGCACCAAGAGAGAUGAUGCCAAAUAUAUUUACUAUCUCAAAAAAUUCAUUAUGGAAACUUUAAAAGCCAUCCGGUACGAUGGAGUUAAUGUGUUUGGCUACACAGUGUGGUCCCUCCUGGAUGGCUUUGAAUGGCACAGGGGAUACAGUAUUCGGCGUGGAUUGUUUUAUGUUGAUUUUCAAAGCCAUGACAAGAAAUUGAUGCCUAAAUCUUCUGUGUUAUUCUAUCAAAAGCUGAUAGAAAAAAAUGGCUUCCCACCUUUGCCUGAAAACCAGCCCAUGGAAGGGAUUUUUCCUUGUGGCUUUGCUUGGGGAGUUGUUGACAAUUAUAUCCAGGUAGACACGACACCCGCACAGUUUCUUGACUCUAACGUUUAUGUGUGGGACGUUCACCAGACGAAGAAGCUUAUUAAAGUGGAUGGAGUUUUCACCUCAAAACGCAAGCAUCAUUGUGUUGAUUUUGCUGCUAUCAGGCUCCAGAUCUCUCUUCUGCAAGAAAUGCAUGUCACACACUUCCAUUUUUCACUGAAAUGGUCUUCAAUCCUUCCCUUAGGUAACCUUUCCCUAAUCAACCACACACUUAUACAUUAUUAUCAGUGUUUUGCUAGUGAACUUCUCAGAGUUAACAUAACUCCUGUUGUUGCUUUAUGGCAACCUAUGGCUGAUAAUCAAGAGCUUCCAGUUUCCCUUGCCAAAUAUGGAGCUUGGGAAAACCCAGAAACAGUUCAGGCUUUUGUUGAGUAUGCCAAAUUCUGCUUUACAAGUCUUGGGGACCAUAUCAAAUUCUGGAUCACAAUGAAUGAACCAUCUGUGAAAAACUUGACAUAUACAGCGGGCCACAACCUAUUGAAAGCCCAUGCAAAAGCCUGGCAUCUUUAUGACAAAGAGUUCAGGAGAUCUCAGAAAGGUAAAAUAUCUAUAGCUCUGCAAGCCGACUGGGUAGAACCAGCUUGUCCCUUUUCCAGGAAUGACCAAGAAGUUGCUGACAGAGUUUUAGAGUUCGACAUUGGCUGGCUUGCAGAGCCCAUCUAUGGAAAUGGUGAUUACCCACAGGUCAUGAGAGCAUGGCUUCACCGAAGAAACAGUGUUGACUUAUAUAAUUUCCACUUGCCUUAUUUCUCAGAAGAUGAGAAGAAGUUAAUCCAGGGCUCAUUUGAUUUUUUUGCUUUGAGUCACUACACCACUACCCUUGUGGGCUGGGAGAAAGAAGAUGCGCUAAAAUAUGACCACUAUCUUGAAGUUCAAAUGAUCAAUGACAUUACAUGGCUGCACUCCCCCAGCAGAGCUGCAGUAGUGCCCUGGGGACUACGUAAAUUGCUCAAGUGGGUUAAAUCAAAAUAUGGUGAUGUCCCAAUUUAUGUUACGGCGAAUGGAAUUGACGACGACCACAAUAUGGUGCAUGAUAAGCUUAGAGUGUAUUACAUACAGAAUUACAUCAAUGAAGCUUUAAAAGCCUACACCUUGGAUAACAUUAACCUGCAAGGAUAUUUUGUCUAUUCUUUUAAUGACAAGACUGCUCCUAAAUAUGGUCUCUACAGUUAUGUUGCAAAUCAAUAUGAACCAAAGCCUUCUAUGAAACAUUACAGGGAAAUAAUUAGCAAUAAUGGUUUUCCUGGUCCUGAAAGUCCUGAGGUGAUGUGCCCAGAAGAGAUUGCCUCGUGUCCUGAAUGCCACUUCUUCCGAACCAGGAAAUCAUUAUUAGUCUUUGUCUCUUUCAUAUUUGUUGGUUUUAUUGUUACUAUAUUUUUCAUUACUUACUACUCCAAGAGGGUAGAAAGAAGGUAUAAAUAAAGCUGCCCCUUUGAAUACAUCACUCACUGCCCUUCCUCUUGCUUCUGCUUGGGAAAUCUGAAGCAAGAGUGCACGAUGUUGUGAUUGCUUCAGCACUAGGAAGGCAUUUACAUUGCCUGUUACUGCAGAAGAUUGACACCAAGGAGUGCUUGGUAGCAUAUGGCUUCCAGAAAUAGUUUUCUCUGGUUUAUGACCAUUCCUUAAUUCUUGUAGUUGAGGUCACCUCACAAGCUUCGAUGGGACCUGGUCCUGAGCUUUCCUCUCCUCAGUAUUUCCUCACUGAGUUGGACAUGUACAAGCAUAUUUAAAAGACAUGGAGUGAUGGAAAAACCUCAGUGUCAAAUUAUCCAAGAGAAGAUCGGGGUAAACCAAAAUGGUUUACUUUUCCAAAUAAGGAUUUAAUGUUGAUGUUGCAUGAUCAGAGACAACAACUGACUGGAGGAAGGAAUGUGACUGAGCAGAGAUGGAAGAGAAUUGCACAAAGCAGCGCUGGAGGAAAGGAUACUCCAGCGAGUUGGGGAAGUGACUGGGAGACAUGAAUCUGUGAUGCUGGGAGCUCUUGAUAAAUCAGUUAACUACUACUCAGGUUGCUGACGGCUGCAUCUGACUUUGAGAUAUCAUCACAGAACUUCAGCUAAAGGAACUGUGUCUUCUCAGUUGGGAGAGAAGCAGGGGUAUGUCCGGGGAUGACAGGGGUCAUGAUGGCUGAUGGGAAGAGAUAGGGAGGGUGAAAGGGCUUCUCUUUGAUUUGCUCAGUAAAUAACAGAGAGCAGGAACUGGAAUGUCUUUGCUGUCUCAGUUGUCAGAAAUCUGUGUGUCCAUGGGCAGAGCAGGGGCACCCAUUGCACACAGCUGGCACUGUGAUGCUGCCUGGCUACUUACCUGCUGGAAACUUGUGGGUAAGCUAGUAAGAUGCAAUCUGCAUGCCAUUUGUGUUGAUUGUGGAGACUUUAAAUCCCACCAUUUUGAUGCAAUAAUCUAGCACUUUAUUGCUGCUAUCGCCAGGGUCUGAAAUAUGGGAGCUGCUGGUCCAAACAUCUUCCAGGUUGGCUGGAGGAUGUCCUUUGAGCAACUGGCUCUGGCCCUAGCAGCAUUUCAUCCACAAGUGUUGCUGAACCUCUGCACGCCUCUCAUUUUUCACUCAGCAAGAUAAAUAAGCAGGAUAUUAGCAACAUUGUUUAUUAGUAGAAACAGAGAAUGGAAAAAACCUGCACAUUAUUUUGCCUGCCUCAUGAAUCACUACAUUAGGAGUGUCCUCAGUAUAAAGCAAUGAGAUCAUUUUGCUCCGCUCUCUAACUCUAGACUUGCAUCACCUUCAGUUGUAAUUGUAUUUUUAUUACUAUGUAAAUAAUGUCAGACACUGGAAAGAAUAUUUUAAGGGAAAUGUGCUCUGUGUUAGUUAAGAAUUAUUUAUCUACUGAAGCUGAUUAUGCUGUAUUAAAUAUGAUGUUUAUCUACUAGAUGGCUAGUAGAUGACUAAAUGACCUCCCAGGGUUCUUUUCAACCUGAGUACUCUAUGAUUCUGUGAUUCUAUACUGUAAAUUAAAAUUUACAUAUGAAAUAUGAUUUUCAUUUAUAACUUAAGAUUAUAUUUUUUCUUAAAUGAUCUAUAGAAAUAGAGAAGAAUUAGUAUCUUGCCAUAAUGAUUAAUAUAUUUGACCUCUAGUUCCAGCCUUAAAAUCUUUUUUGCAGUAAUGCAUAUCUUGAUAGUGAAAAAUUCAGGGUAAAUGACGAAGGAUUAAAAAUGUAUAAAAAUAAUUUAUAGCCUGAUAGGACUUGCUGAAGAAUAGCAAUUUAAACUGCUGUAUAUUUAUGCAUUGGUGCCCAGUGCAGUGUGGAUUUCAAAGAAAUAGCUCUCAGUGAAUAUGUGAAAUGCCAAAUGGCUUUCUCCAUGGCAUGGUAAUGAUUCACCUUGUAAUACAUUGCUCCAGUAGUCAGAUGCCUUCACAAUACAUAACAAAAAGUGGCAUUCAUUUAAUACAAACUGUAGCCAGGUUGUACCUAACUUGUAUGCUACGUGUGUGCAUGUAUCUAUGUUAGAAUUGUUUUGCUGUUCUCAGACAAAGAGUCCGAGAAGCUGAGUGUCCGUGCUUCCCCUGGUUUUGAGGGGUUAGGGAGCCUGGGCAGGGCAAGAGCAUGGGUGCCAUGCUGUUGGGCACUGGCCCUUCCUGACACUUCACUAAGCUCUAACCAUCCAGUUCCUGUCCUCUGCUCUUUGAUGGCCCAGCUCCAGUGCAAUGUGUAAAACAGCAGUCUGAGCAUGGACGAGACACUGCAGGCUCUUCCUGUAGAGGCUGGGUGAUAUGUAUCCGCCGGCAGGCAGAUGGCACCAGCUGGAUAUCUAAUUUGUAGGUAAAUUGGGAUUUGUUGCUGUGAAGCAGCACAUCCACCCAUGGUGCCAUGGCCCGUAGAAGUAACACAGCCUUUGGCGCAAGUCCUUUCAGGAGAGUUUUUAAAUAUCACUGCAGAGUAGCGACUGGCUCAAGUUCCAAAGUCUUCUAAGCGGUCUGCCUUCAGUGCUGCUUGUGCACAGCAAUGUAUAGCUCUUAGCAAAUUAAUUGCACAGUGAUGAACCAGGGAAAAUAUAGGCUAUUCUGAUAGAUAAUGGUAUGGUUUUGCCGUGGGAAUUCAUUUUAUGUAAUCAGAGGUCAGCAUGAAUUUGUCAAUCUUCUUGAAAAAGCACUAGCAAAAAAGUAUCUGUGAAUAGGCAAAGUUUAGGUACCUGUACAAAAAGAAUUGUGGUGUGCUGAUGCGAAUGGAUGCAGUCAUCACCUCCUGUGAUCAGGCUGUGGGUUGUGGGGCAGUUCUUGGGUUUGAUACCCAUGUGUGAGCAACAAUCACACCUCCCCGUCACCAUCUGUGCAUCUAGAGUAGCAAGGACUUUGAGCAGAGGGAACUCCAUACUUGGACUGCAAAGACAGCUCAGGGCAGGAUGGUACUUUAUUUUCUGAAGAGCAACCGUAGUCUGCAUGUAACGGAUGCUAUGUGCCAUAUGAUAUGCAGGCUACUUUCUCGAUUUUAACUGUGCUUCUAGAAUUAAAUGUUGUUGCCAGCUUGCUCAGUGCUCCAGAUCAAACAUGUUGUAAAAUACAAAAAUUAUAUUUUUAUUCAACAUAUUUUUGUGACAGAAGUGCAAAGCUGCUGUUUUAUUUCCUGAAAAGAUUGUGCAGUGUGACUCUGGAAAUGAUGUCUUUGCUAAAUGAAAGAAUGAAUGUUAUAUUGUUUUUAUAACAAUCUCAGAAUUGAAAUAAAGAUACUGUAUGUAACAAGUUGUAAUAAGAUCUUACUGUUUAAUCUGGCAAGUCUCUCUGUUUGCAACAUGAAUUAGAGAAUAUCUUAGAGGAGACUGUUAUGGUAACUCUGGAGUGAGUUUGUGUUGCUGUUUGGUUUUUCAGUGCUUUAUAAAUAACUGAAACUUUUGUUGGAGGUUUCUGGGCCCUGUGUCCAAACAGACGUUUUUCCAGUAGACCUGGAGCUUUGGAAGGGGUUUGUUUCUUUGAAUUUUUGUUGGUUGUUUUUUUUUUAGAGUGACUACUUAAAAAGCCUGGGGAAGUUACCACACCAAUGUAAGUGUCUUUUGUUGCAAUAGCUUAUUCCAUAGUAACACUGCAAUAAAUUUAAGAGCUGUUCUCUUCCAGCAGAGUUACUCAGAGGCUUAAAGGACUUUGUCAGCGUAGCUGUGGCACUAAGCAGUCAGUUUUUGUUAUCCUUGUUAAACAUCCUAAGGAAAGUAAAUGUCAAGGUUAAAGGAAGUGGGUGCUGAAAGGGACAAGACUAAUGAAUGGGACAGUGGUCAUAUAAUUGUCAGCAUUUUCAAGACACAACUUGCCGUUCACUUUUCUUCUUGCAUCAUAUUCGGUUACUUCUGAGUCACUUAGAAAACUUGAUCUGUUGAUCCUCCUUUCAAAAACCUAUUAGGUGAAAAUGUCCUUGUCAAGGGCAAAGAAGUCAGUUUACAUGAUAGAUUUCAGAUUCAACUGAGAAAGUUCAGUCUUGUUCCUUCUUCACUCAUGCAAAGCCGAGAAUAGGAGG
Messenger RNA from Cuculus canorus (common cuckoo), 7018 nucleotides. RefSeq names its product klotho (gene KL). Gene Ontology annotation, biological process: carbohydrate metabolic process. The record is from RefSeq and is a predicted model, not a curated record. Bases 23 to 2986 code for a protein of 987 amino acids. The transcript is spliced from 5 exons. NCBI's taxonomy places the organism in Eukaryota, Metazoa, Chordata, Aves, Cuculiformes, Cuculidae. Gene Ontology annotation, molecular function: hydrolase activity, hydrolyzing O-glycosyl compounds.